CCGCCAUGAGCGCGCCGGAGGUGGAGGCGCUCGUGGCGCAGCACUACGAGAUCAGGAGGCGCCUGGGCAAGGGGGCUUAUGGCAUUGUGUGGAAAGCAAUUGAUCGCAGGACAGGAGAAACAGUUGCUGUUAAAAAGAUUUUUGAUGCCUUCAGGAACAGAACAGAUGCUCAGAGAACUUUUCGAGAGAUUAUGUUCUUGCAGGAGUUUGGAGAACAUCCAAAUAUCAUUAAGCUACAUGAUGUUAUUCGAGCUCAGAAUGACAAGGACAUCUACCUCAUCUUUGAGUCCAUGGAGACAGAUUUACAUGCAGUCAUUAAGAAGGGGAAUUUGUUGAAAGACAUCCACAAGUGUUACAUUCUCUACCAACUCUUGAAGGCCACUAAAUUCAUCCACUCAGGAAAUGUUAUUCACAGGGAUCAGAAGCCUUCAAAUAUCCUGCUGGAUGCAGACUGCUUUGUUAAACUCUGUGAUUUUGGGCUGGCUCGUUCUCUGUGUCAGAUGAAUGAGGACCAAGGCAACCCGGCACUGACGGAGUAUGUGGCAACACGCUGGUAUCGAGCCCCUGAGAUCUUACUUUCCUCUCAGAGCUACACUAAAGGGGUGGAUAUGUGGAGCAUUGGUUGUAUUCUGGGGGAGAUGCUACUUGGAAAACCUCUUUUUCCUGGAACAUCAACCAUGAAUCAAAUAGAGCGCAUCUUGAGAGUCAUCCCUGCCCCAUCUGCAGAAGAUAUUUUGGCUAUGCAGUCAGAUUACAGGGCCUCAGUUAUCAACCGCUUGAGCUCCCGGCAAAGAGUAACAUUUGAGGAGAUUUUGCCAUCCUCUACUCCACUACAUGCCUUGGAUCUUCUGAAAAAACUCUUAGUAUUUAACCCUGAUAAACGGCUAACAGCAGAGGAGGCACUGCAGCAUCCUUAUGUGAAAAGGUUUCACUGUCCUGCCAGGGAACCCUCUCUGGGUUAUGAUGUGAUUCUUCCUUUACAUGAUGAUAUCCAGCUCUCUGUAGCAGAGUAUCGAAAUAAAUUAUAUGAGAUGAUCCUUGAAAAGAAAACAAAUAGCUAUCCAAAAGAGCUAGUGGCAAGAGAAACAAUUCAGCAAAGUCAGUCUCAAUCCAGGCCACUUCUUCCAAAUUCUCAUUCUGUGACUUUACCUACCAAGAAAGGCCAGAGAGAACCAAGAUCACCUCUUCUAAAAAAAACACAUAUGCAUGCUGCAACCACAACUUGCAUCCAGACAGAAGUAUCCAACCAGAGUGAAGAUUUAGCAAGAACUUUAUGUCAGAGGUCAAGGACCAACAUGAUAUACAAUCCCAUAACACACACCGUUGCUCAAAGUAAUGGAAAUUCUGGUCUUGUGGUCAGGAACCAUUCUGCACCACCACCUCAGCUGGAGAGAAACUCCAACAAUGGGAAACUGGGGAGACAAGUCGCAUGGGCACAUGCAAAUGCUCGGCUACCUCCAGUUAUGCAGAAUAUUUAUCAUAAUCCAAGAAAUGACCAGUUUCACAGCAAAGAUGUCCGUCCCCUUCUGAAGUCCAGUAAAAAGAUGUUCCAGAUUACUGCAAAUAUGGGAGCUGCUGGAGAUCCGAAAGCAUCAAUGGGCAGUUACUCCCAGGCCUAUGGAACCAUAUGUAAAUCUGCAUUGCAAAGUCUUCCAAUAUCAAAUUCUUCCCAAGAGCAUGCAUAGUGAAUAUAUUUAAGAGCUCUAACCAGAUGAAGUACAGCUUGUC
Messenger RNA from Tinamus guttatus (white-throated tinamou), 1728 nucleotides. It is a transcript of the gene MAPK15, whose product is annotated as mitogen-activated protein kinase 15. Gene Ontology annotation, molecular function: ATP binding; MAP kinase activity. Lineage: Eukaryota; Metazoa; Chordata; Aves; Tinamiformes; Tinamidae. Gene Ontology annotation, biological process: protein phosphorylation. The record is from RefSeq and is a predicted model, not a curated record.